AUGGCGCCAUACAAUGCCUCCGAGGAAGUCGAGCCGCCCUUCCAGAAGAAGUACUUUUCAAACGAGUUUAUGAUGAAGUAUGAGCCCUUAGCUGCGGCGACCCGGAGGUUGAACGAAGACAAGAACGAUGCCGAAGCGCAGAAGAUGUAUGAUGAGUACUUCCCACUGUACAAGACAUACGACUGGUGCAGCUCCUGGGAUGGCACGAAGUACGACUUGGUCUUCUACGGAGUCUCAGGCUACACCGGCUACCUGAUGAUGGAGUACCUCAAGCGCGUGUCGCUGAAGCAAAGCGCGGAAGACUUCACGUUCGCGUUUGCCGGGCGAACUCCCGGCAAAGUGCAGGACCUGCGUGAUCGUGAAUUCGCGGGAACUCCAUACGAGGACACGCCCGUCUUUCAGAUGUCCUAUGAUGACCCCUACUCCAUGAUCGACCUUGUGAAGAGCGCCAGAUGUAUCAUCAACGUGGCGGGGCCUUACAUGCUCACCCAGGGCGAGCUGAUGAUCGAUUGCUGCAUCUCCCUGGGAGUACACUACUGCGACAUCAGUGGAGAAAUCCCCUGGUCCCGCCGCAUUACGCCUCUGCACAAGCACGCUCAGAAGAACGGUGCCUACAUCAUCCCUAGCGCAGCCUCUGCCGGUGGCUUCCCGGAUCUUUGCACUUUUCUCUGUGCCAAAAAGGCUCGCGAGGACUACAACGAGGAGCUGAGGAAAGCCAUCUGCUACGUGAAUGGUGGUGGUGCUAUUGCCACAGCCUCUGGCGGUACCCUGAAGACCCGUGCGACGAUGGCUGCUGGUGGUGAUGAGACUCGUAAGAUGAUGGGCGACCCCUAUGCGCUCGGAGGCUUUGUGCCAGACAGGGACCGCCACGGCAUCAAGUACUGCAACAUUGAGUUUGGCACAGGCCAGGUGACCACCAAGGUGCGUGCUGAAGAUUUGGACGCCAACAUGUCCAAGAUCUCAGAAGACAAGCACUUGGGCAUAUGGCGCGGCCCCAACGUGUAUUCGUAUUUUGAUACCCGCAUUGUCCGCCGGUCCAACAUGCUCCUGGCAGACAUGGGUGGAAAGCCUUAUGGUAAGAGUUUGAACUUCCUUCAGUUUUCCGUGCUGCCGGCAGAAAUGCUUCUGCAGGGGAAGCAAGGGGGCGGUGGAGGUGGUGGCGGUGGCGGAAGUGUGGAGGCAGAGAAGAAGGCUUUGGAAGCCAAGGGUGUCUACUACGGAGCGGGCGAAGGGCCACCCCUUGAGGAGCUUGAUGAUGCGUGGAGUGCGUGGUUUGUCUGGGCGCAGACAGAGAAGGGGCAUGAGGUGAAGUGCGAUUUCAUUGGCAGAGACGGUUACUUCGAGACUGCCCGAAUUGCAGUUGAAACAGCGAUGUGCUUGGUUUUCGACAGAAAGGAUCUGCCCUUCCCUGGCGGCGUGCUCACCCCAGCUGUAGCCUGCGGAGAAGCAUUGGCUCGGCGGCUGAUCUCCAGUGGCGUCAAGUUCAAGAUGGGCGAGUGGCACGGCGUCGAAGAGUUCAAUCCGCCACCCAAUCCGUAA
Molecule: messenger RNA, 1539 nt
Organism: Symbiodinium natans
Lineage: Eukaryota; Dinophyceae; Suessiales; Symbiodiniaceae
Source: the annotation of a GenBank genome assembly